Molecule: messenger RNA, 1103 nt
Organism: Megalops cyprinoides (Indo-Pacific tarpon)
Lineage: Eukaryota; Metazoa; Chordata; Actinopteri; Elopiformes; Megalopidae
Product: mediator of RNA polymerase II transcription subunit 11-like
Exons: 4
Coding region: 132-476 (114 amino acids)
Biological process (GO): regulation of transcription by RNA polymerase II
Cellular component (GO): mediator complex
Molecular function (GO): transcription coregulator activity
Source: RefSeq, a predicted model, not a curated record
GUCACGGCAAACAUUGUUUGUCCCAUUCCGCUGUCCGUUGUAAAUAAUUCCGGUCAUUUUCUGUGAAGCCAGUCUAACAACCUCAUCUGUGCAAAGCAUGUAAAUCAGCAAAACGACACACCGCGGGGGAGAUGGCAAAUGACCGACUGCGAGCGCUAGAGGAUGUGGAAAAGGAGAUCGCUGUUAUUCUGCAGUGCGCCGGAAACAUUGUGCUGGAGCUGUCCAAGGAGAAGCAUAAUGGCGGUCUACUGGACCGCCAGCUGAGCCAGUUCAUGGGCUCUGUUAACAGGGUGGAGAGUGAGCUGAGUUCCCAGAUCCGCUACCUCACACAAGUGGCCACAGGUCAGCCCCACGAGGGGUCCACGUACUCUUCCCGGAAGGAUUGCCAGAUGGCCCUGAACCGAGCGGAAUAUGCCCGUGUCAAGCUGGGGGAACUGGGCCGGACUUGCGAGAUUCUGCUGGAUCCCCAGACCUGAGACACAGCGCAACCGAAAGACUGUGAUUCUUAAUAACACCCACAGCAUAAAACACACAUGCUGAUACAUAUAGUAUUCUGACACAGACACACACACACACACAUACAUACGUAUAUAUAUAUAUAUAAAACACAUGUACCACUUCCACUUUUGUAUUUUGAAGCCACACAAAGAUCUUGUGGCACAUACACACAAAAGCUCUUCAUUUGGUAAAUUCACUAGCUAAAAGGAAAUGUAUGACUUUAAUAUUAAAGUGUUUUGUAACCUAAGUGAGGGGUCCCUAAAAAGAGAUCUUGAACUACAGACAGACAGACAGACAUACAGACAGACAAAUCCUUGGAGCCUGGAGCCUUUCUCUAUCUUGUCCUCAGCUGAAAAUAUUUUAUAUAAUGUUCAUGCAGCACUUUAGAUAAUAAAGAUACUUAAUACAUGUUAUGGGACUGUGCUGGCUAUGGGACUGGGUGCCUUCUAUAAAAUGGACUGUCUCCUUCUGUAACAAGGGGUGUUUUUUCUCCUGGGUUGCAUUUAUGGAUGCAGCCAGCAGCAGGAUGCCUUUGCUGCAACAUUCAGUGAAACCAAGAGGCCUUUACAGUAUUCUUUUGGAGCAGAAAUGGUAAUACCCAAUAA